Molecule: messenger RNA, 1385 nt
Organism: Hyla sarda
Lineage: Eukaryota; Metazoa; Chordata; Amphibia; Anura; Hylidae
Product: inhibin beta C chain-like
Exons: 3
Coding region: 12-1196 (394 amino acids)
Biological process (GO): BMP signaling pathway; SMAD protein signal transduction
Cellular component (GO): extracellular region
Molecular function (GO): growth factor activity; hormone activity; cytokine activity
Source: RefSeq, a predicted model, not a curated record
CCCCGGUGAAAAUGGACAGCCCGCAACGACUAACCCUCCUCACUGGACAGUCCCUGCAGCAUAGAUGGCCCGAACCAGCUCACCCUAACUUCUCGCUGAGGGGAGAUUACAUCAUGAUAGUCCAUAUUGCUUUACCUCUGUUGCUGGUUAUUAUGCAGGCGUCAGUGGCAAAUUUUUCCUGCUCAUCUUGCACCACUUUCAACCAACCUAUGGAGGCGGAAGCUGAGAAAGAAAUACUUCUGGAGGUGGCCAAGCACAACAUUCUCAACAAACUUCACUUGCGCCAGCGCCCAAACAUUACGCAGGCUGUGUCUAGAGAAAAUCUGGCACAGGCUUUGCUACGAUUAAAUAUUGAGUUGGAUGAGGACUAUUUUCUAGAUUUGCCAAAAAAGAAUGGAAAAGGGGACAAAGAAGUGGAUAUUGGUCAAACUUAUGAAGUCAUCAGCUUUGCUGAAAUAGAUAUCUCAAAUGCGGGCAAAAACGUUCUUCAGUUUCAUCUAUCUACUGAUAAAGACAAGCGGGAGGAGAUUCGCCAGGCAGAUAUGUGGUUGUAUCUAAAAGGUGCAUUCGGCAACAUGAUAACCCUGUCUGUGACUUGUAAGUUCAUGCCUAACGCCAACUCAAUAAAAGGCACAGCCGAGGCUAAAGCUGUAAGUGGAGGCUGGUAUAUGGUUCCUUUAAAGAUGUUUUCUGGAAAAGCUCUCAAUGAGGGAACAGAAAAUAUGUACAUAGAACUGAUGUGCCUAGACUGUCAGAAUCCACUUAAAAUGGAUUAUAUUAGCCAUGUACAUCGUCCAUUUUUGGCAUUAAAAGUUUACAACAAACAGGAGGACUCUCGAAUUCGGAGGCAUAUUACAGAGUGCACCGGUGAUAUGCAAAUUUGUUGCCUGAAGAAGUUUUACAUUGCUUUUAAAGAUAUUGGCUGGAAUGACUGGAUUAUCAGCCCAAAGGGUUAUUUCAUGAAUCUGUGUGAAGGAAGAUGUCCUGUUCACCUUGCCCGAGCACCGGGAAUUGCAGCAUCAAGUCAUACAGCUAUCUUCAGCUUAAUCAAAGCCAACAAUGCAUAUUCUAACUUCAGUCUGUGUUGUGUUCCAACAAAACGAAGGCCUCUCUCCUUUCUUUACUUUGACAUUAACAACACCAUUGUCAAGGCAGAUAUUCCCGAUAUGAUUGUGGAAAGUUGUGGUUGCACUUAACAUCUUCAUUUACCUCCUAUCAUUUAGUUUUUCACUGUCAUGAACACUUUCUAAAUUACUGAAAUGCUUAUUCAGGCCCUGUUUCCUCCUUUUCAUGUUUAGGAGCAAUGGGAAUGCCUGAUACCAGAGGGAAAUAAAGGGCAAAAAGCAGCAUAAUACUGAGAUUAUACCAUUGCACGAUUAAGUAAG